Molecule: messenger RNA, 768 nt
Organism: Knipowitschia caucasica
Lineage: Eukaryota; Metazoa; Chordata; Actinopteri; Gobiiformes; Gobiidae
Source: the annotation of a GenBank genome assembly
AUGGCAGACGUUAUAGGCACACUUCUUCUGCCCAGUGUGUUUCUAUGUGUUUUACUGAUGCACCUCCAAGACACUGCUAAAAAACCCAACUUCAUCAUCAUAUUAGCGGAUGACAUAGGCUGGGGCGAUCUUGAUGCAAACUUAAAUCCUGAGGUUAGAAAGAACAACACUCCCAACCUAAACUGGAUGGCCCAGCAGGGACUCAGAUUCACAGACUUCCACUCUCCAGCCUCCACCUGCUCUCCGUCUCGUGCUGCGCUCCUGACCGGACGAUACGGCCUGAGAAACGGAGUGACCCACAACUUUGCCGUGAACUCUGUCGCCGGCCUGCCUUUGUCUGAGGUCACCUUUCCUCAACUCCUCCAAGCUGCCGGCUACCACACUGCUAUGAUCGGCAAGUGGCAUCUGGGCCAUAACAGACCGUACAGCCCCACCAACAGAGGGUUCAGUUAUUACCUGGGCGUGCCGUACUCUAACGACAUGGGCUGCACCGACUCACCUGGAUACGACCUGCCACACUGCCCUCCCUGUGACACACACAGCCGCCUGACCUUUGGACUCCACACCCGAGACGACCCAGUCCGCUGCCCUGGACCACAUCCACCACGCAAGGAACCAUCAACACCAAGGUUACCAUCACACCAAUGUACCAACAAACUGUAUGAUAGGGAUAGUGCGGAGCUUGUGUUGACCAGCUGCUUCCUGGUCACAUUACCACAGAGGGACACAGGGAUCACUGUGGAUAGUCCACAUAACAGCACGUCUUAA